This is a messenger RNA of Acanthaster planci (crown-of-thorns starfish), 4591 nucleotides long. RefSeq names its product ADP-ribosylation factor-like protein 8B. Lineage: Eukaryota; Metazoa; Echinodermata; Asteroidea; Valvatida; Acanthasteridae. Gene Ontology annotation, cellular component: lysosomal membrane. Gene Ontology annotation, molecular function: GTP binding; GTPase activity. Gene Ontology annotation, biological process: anterograde axonal transport; protein transport. The record is from RefSeq and is a predicted model, not a curated record.
CAAUGACCAGAAAUUAGGAAGGUUGUUUUCCGUACGUUCAUGUACAAUGCUUCGUACGUGCUUGUAAUGUGCUGUGCAUUGGGCCCGAUGCAUGCUACGCACGGAAACUGUAACUCCCUGUUGAAAUAAUUGCUCAAAUCAGCUUAAUCUGGUCAGCAGGUCUACCACGAAAAAAAAGCAUUUUCCAUUUCCCCCCAGAAAUUGACGGGUCUGGCCCGCCUGUUGCCUCCAGCUGAAUUUAUGUCCGUGCGAAAAUAGCAGCAAGAUCAGAAACAUGCUCGCGGCAUUGACCAGGUUCUUGGACUGGCUGAAAAGCUUGUUUUGGAAAGAAGAAAUGGAGUUGACGUUAGUUGGGCUUCAGUACUCGGGAAAGACGACAUUUGUCAAUGUAAUAUCGUCUGGCCAGUUCAAUGAAGAUAUGAUCCCCACCGUUGGUUUCAACAUGAGGAAGCUCACCAAGGGAAACGUAACAAUCAAGCUCUGGGACAUUGGCGGCCAGCCCAGAUUCAGGAGCAUGUGGGAAAGAUACUGUAGAGGUGUCAACUGUAUUGUGUACAUGGUAGAUGCAGCCGAUCACGACAAGCUGGAGGCUUCCACAAAUGAGCUUCAUAACCUCUUGGACAAGCCACAGCUGCAAGGAAUUCCAGUAUUAGUGCUUGGCAACAAACGAGACUUGCCGAACGCCCUGGAUGAGAAACAGUUGAUCGAGAAGAUGAAUCUCUCCGCCAUUCAAGACAGAGAGAUCUGCUGCUAUUCCAUCUCAUGUAAAGAGAAAGAAAACAUAGACAUCACACUGCAAUGGUUGAUACAACAUUCCAAGUCAGGGGGCAGCCGCUAGCACCGCAGAAGGGGUCAAGUAGAAAGGUCAUGGUUUAAGGGUCAACAUGGGCUUGACCAAGUUUAUCGUAGGUAUUUCGUUGUACAUAAUCCUCCACCUUGUAUGUAUACAUACUAACGAGGUGAAGUUAGGUAUACUUGGAAAUCUCAAGGUACCAUUUACUUGCUGUCAUAUGCGAAUGGCUGUAGACAUAAUCAUGUACAGAUUCUGGGUUUUUUCCUCUGAUGUACAAUUUCAGUCUACCAAAGUAGUGAAAGGUACCCUUUUUAAUUCUUCAGUCCAGACAGUCUUUUGACUUGUCAAAUGGGUCUGGUAAACAUUACAUUUUCGAUCGACACAACGUUUCCUUUUAUUAUCCAGAUCAAUAGGUUUUGUAUAUGAUAAGUCCAGAGAUGAAUGGUGCGUACAGAAAAGAAAGUCCAAUAACAGAAAUAAGUUUUUCUUAGAGCUCAUGUAGGGGGCGGGUGCUACUACCGACUCCGUGAAAUGUACUUAAGCAACUGCAGACUUGUGACUGGAUAUUCUAAGUCAGUCUUGAAUUCUUUUACAGAAAGUCGUGAAAAGGUGAAAUUGAUUACAUGUGAAUGCUGAUAGCAACACAGACUGUAUAUUUUGUUACAACUACAAAAAAACUGGCAAUGACUGAAGUGGUUAUGGGAUACUUCGCAGUCUUUCUCUCAGUUACUUACCCUAUGACAGCAAUUAAAUGUAAAUUGAUAUAAAAAAAGAUUAUUUUGCGGGGCACACAUGGUAUACUGAAAGACCUUGUUGCCAUCCUGUUGGAUUUUAUGCCAUGUAAGAAUUAUAUGUUUAACAUUUUGCUUAGCUUUUACAUGUUCUUUGUAUCAAUUCCAAGCCUUGUGGAAGGUUUCAAUUUCAUAGAAAUAAUAUUUGAUACGCGGUGAAGGAAGGUUUUGUACAUUUCUUGCAUUCAUUUACUUUUGCCAUGAACGAGAGUGUACGUUGUUUGGUCGUAGCUCAGUGUUGUUUCGAAUUCAUUCAAAAUCCUGCAAAGAGGGCUUUAUUUUUCAAACGAAAUCUUAUGUCAAUCAUCAAAGUGGAAAGAAAAUGUAAUUAUUGCCUAAAGUAGCAUGGAACUUAUUCUGCAGCGCCCUCUCUUGGUAAUCAUUCAGCAUUUAUAGACUUGUACCAGUCCUUUCAGUACAUUGAGCUGCACUCCAUAUUUUUUCUAGACAACAAACCACAGUAUAAUCGUUCAGUCAGCAGCAUAUCGAGUGUCAGUUGAUGACCCUUUUCUGGCACAAUUAUUUAGUCUUAUAUAUGUAUAAAGCAGAGAAACUCAACUGUCUCAUUGUUGAUGCGUUUGUUUGAAUUGACGACCUGUUUAAUCCAGGGCAAAUUUGCAGUAUGUAACUGAGGACGAGUGUGAAUUAUGAAAGAGUUCUCCAAGACCCGUGAUAUUCAACGGACAAGAGCAAAACGUUAUUUCUGAAUAGUCAAAAGAGAAUGAUAUGUCUACCUUUUGUUGAUGCAUGAUAUCUGGUCCCUCAGUUUUGUGGGCGCAGAUCUGAAGGGAGAAAAUGUUCAGAAAUUCAGAUCUUUUUUUUUUUCAUUUGGAAAUAACGUAUGUAAUUGAAAUUAAAAUACAAACUCGUAAAUGUGAUGUAAACAAACAUGUAAUGCUUAGCAACAAAAAUUGAUCAUUCUCCAUUUUCAUAAAAGUGAGUAGGUAAGGAAUAAAAAAAAAUAGUCUGUUCGUGUUGUCACAGUUUGUACGUAAAAGUGAACCAGUAAGUUCUGCUUAACUUGUUUUGUUCCAGCAGAUGCAGCACCCUUUCCAUCUUGGGCUGGCUAAUCAGCAACACUGGUUGUAUCGAGCACAUCGCGUAAAAGCAGCUUCAGAUUUUUUAUCGGGAAGGAUUGAUUACUGUUGAAGCAUUGAUUUGCAAAUACCAGUAAUACACAAGCACACGUAAACCUGAACAGAGUCCAGUCCAUGAGUACCAGAGUCAUUGUAGUCCAGUGCAGUUGGACGACAAUUCUAGAAGUGUAGGGCAUGUGUUGUCGUCCAGCCCUUUGGUAACUUCAUUGAUGAUGUUGCGCAGAAUUUGUUGUGAAAAGAUCGACACAGUUGUCAACAAUUGAAGGCGGUCAUCUGGAAUCAAAAGCAAGGUGAUCCCUGUAAGAAUUCUCGUAAAACUUAAUAUCUGAACUGAGAUGGUGUAGUAAAGGGAAGCAAUGCUCCGAUGGAUCGUUCCGAGUUACGGAUAAAAGUUUUGUUGCCUUUAUUGUCCAAAUGAAAACAAAAUUCAAAGUGAGGCCAAAGAAAAAUUGUCAGGCUCCUUCAAGGACCCAGUAUAGAGUGUUCCAUAAAUAAAAUGGAUUCUGGGAUCACGGUCUAAAAUGACCAUCUCGUGAGUAAAGCCCACAGAUCUCAAAGUCACUUGGUAAUAAAGCCGGAAUUAUAGAAAGAAUUAUUGAAAAUAGUUGGAACUAUUGAAAAGAAAAAAGGUGGACACACUUCUUUUUUUCUAGUAAAAGAAACAACUCCAUGCCACUGGAAAGUCUGUUUGGAAUAGUGGUCUGUUUCUUUAUUGUGGUCGAAGGAAUCUAGCCCGAACGAGGUCAGAUUCGAUGAUGUACAAGUGUAUACACGCAUCCCACUCCUUUUCCAUGAACUGUUUUUCUUUCCACUUACCUAACAAAUGUUGAUGGGAAGAGUACCGUAGUCGCUGACGUGUGUCAGUUGAAUAGGGUUUGCCGAUCUGAUGUGAAAGAUCCACCGCAGAAAAGGUUAAAUCCCUUUUCCGAUCUGUAUGCUUCCAAUCCAACUGGAGGUUUGGAGAAUUUAAGGGAAGGUACACAACCAAGUCACUGUUGCUGUAUGUACGACUUGAUGUCAGUGGGAAGUAAAAGAUUACCUCAUUGGGUUCGUGUACAUUGGUGGAUUUUGUAGGAUUCGGGAGUUUCAUAGCAAACUGACUUGGGAGUUAGGGUUGAGAGGUGCAUGGCACGAAAUGCACGUACAUCUAGUUCUCUGGAAAUGAAAGAUUGGCACAGAAAUAUAAAUCGCAUGUUUCUGUGAUGUUGAAGAAUGCCGUAAGUGACUGCAAUAUUGCAGUCAAGAUGGUGUUGCUUGUUUUAUACACAUUUAUAUACAAAUACAUUUAUAAUUGAUGGAAUAGUACAGUGUGGUAAGCUGUCUGUGAUGUUUACCUAAGCACCGCCGAUUUUCUAUGUGCUAAAAAUAGACUUUUAGAAGAGGAAAGUCAGUGUUUUAUUUACAAAACGUUUUGAUUGUUAAUCACAUCACAGAGUUUACCUUACUUUAUUUCUCUGACGUCGACCCAACUAUUGUACUUUUAACCAUGCAUCGUUAAAUUGAAUUUGCGAAUUUCUUUGCAUUCUGUGGAUGCUGCUUUGUAAAAGCAAAAAAACAAACUCGACCGAAUCUCCCAGAACGCAGGCGCUUCUCUUGCCAUCAAUGUCUUUCAUAGCCAGUUCAGGGCAAAUGCUUGGAAGAGAGAUGCACAUAAUUAUAUAUUAUGUAACUGGACUCGUAUCGACAUCAUUUUGAAGAAUACUGUUUCCGGUAUGGUUUUAUAGUGGAGGAAAUUGUUAAUUAAUCCUACCAUACGUCCUGUGAAGCCGAGAAAUUGAGUCGACUGUAGCCUUUUUUGGGGGGGUCAAUUAUUAAAUUUCCUUGGCUAUUGAUUUUAUUGUCGAGUGUUUUGCCCUUGACGUGUAUUGACACACCGAACACGUAAUAAACUGUGACUAUUGGAGGUUGAA